AUGGACGUUGAAGGAAACGCGGGCGCGCGGAGAGCAUUGAGUCUGCUGUUCGGCAUACCAGAUCGCUUCAAUGACUUCUGUCACAUCGACCAGAUCACCUUUGUUCAGCUGGCAGACUGGAUCCUCGCCAACGUCACGUCGAAACUCUCCACCGACAUCAGCGUAGAGGAAAGCCUUUUCGUGUUCCUCGAUAUCGUUGCGCAGGGGAAUAGCUUCAGCCAUGCGGCGUACAACUGGGACCACGAUGUCCAGCUGACACACGGAAUAUUCCUCAACGUCUUGAAUGCCCUGACGGUCCUGCGCGAGAGCAGAGAAAUCUCUCCAGACUGCCCAUCCAUCAACUCAACAAAAGCCCGCUGGCGGAUUGCGAAGAUGUGGCGGCCGGGGCGAUCCAAAAUCGGCUCCCGUGGGCUGAUAAAGAUUGGGGAUGAUGGCGUGACGGACGACGGGCUCGAGGUGAACCAAGAGAACCUCAAGCAGGCGCUGCUAGCGUUGAACAACUUUAUCUACGAGCAAGGCGAUUAUGAUGAUUGA
Molecule: messenger RNA, 534 nt
Organism: Dothidotthia symphoricarpi CBS 119687
Lineage: Eukaryota; Fungi; Ascomycota; Dothideomycetes; Pleosporales; Dothidotthiaceae
Exons: 2
Coding region: 1-534 (177 amino acids)
Source: RefSeq, a predicted model, not a curated record